Molecule: messenger RNA, 6812 nt
Organism: Oreochromis aureus
Lineage: Eukaryota; Metazoa; Chordata; Actinopteri; Cichliformes; Cichlidae
Gene: maml1
Product: mastermind-like transcriptional coactivator 1
Exons: 6
Coding region: 495-3437 (980 amino acids)
Biological process (GO): positive regulation of transcription of Notch receptor target; Notch signaling pathway
Cellular component (GO): nuclear speck; nucleoplasm
Molecular function (GO): transcription coactivator activity
Source: RefSeq, a predicted model, not a curated record
AAGAGAAAGUUUUCAAGAUGGCCGCGGUGUAACUUGUUCGUUGGAAAACAAUAGAAGAGGCGCAGAGGGACUCUUAUCCCACCGCUUCCCAGGAAUUCGCUCCCAAACAGCUCAUCUCGGACGUGGGCUCAGCCGAGGGAAAGAUUAUCCUUGGGUGUAACUCUGGGGAGAUAGAUUUAAAGUAUGAUGGUUCAUUUAAACGUUUCAGGCUAGCUAUCUUGCUAGCUAGCCGAACCCCAAACAGCGUUAGUAGCUAGCGGCUAACGGCUAGCGGGAGGAUCAGCUGUUCGGAGGACAGAUGCUGGGACAGAUGCUGUAGGGGAGCGGACAGCAGCACUCUCACAUGAGUGUGACUGAAGGCCGUUAGCAGCACAAAGGCCGCCUCCAUGGAGCCAGCACCGGAGUCUUUGUAAAGGGUGAGGGGGGGUGUAGACGCCAGAUUCAGCAAUAUAUGGACGAAACCUGAGCCGGGAGUUUACUGCAAGGCUUUAUUGAUGAUGGCGGAUUUUGUUACACCGCGACGCAGCGAGGUGAUGGAGCGGCUCCGCCGGAGGAUCGAGCAGUUCCGGCAGCAUCACAACAACUGCGAGGAGCGCUACUUGGCCGCGAUGAUGGAGCGGCAGGAGAUGGACCGGCAACAGACCUACGCCCUGCACCAGCGCUGCCUGCAGUCCAAAGCCAAGCGGUCCAACAAGCACCGGCAGCACCAGCCCAGCAGCGACCAGGCCGGGCAGAGAGCGCCGGGAGGCGGAGGAGGAACCGGCGGGGAGCACGGGGAGAGCGGGGUGACGACGGGGGAGCAGAGCAGGAGCAGCACCGUGGAGACUCUGAAGAGGAAGCUGGAGAGCAUCAGUCCUCCUGACCUGCGAGGACAGGUCAACAGUUAUGAAAGCUUCCCGUCGAGCCAGAAAAGCUGCCAGGACAACAGCGCCACCGCCGGUUCCCCGCUCGACUCCAAGCCAGAUAUCAGCAACUCUAACGGGCCCAUGUGCGAGUCGGCGGACGGUGGCAGAGAGCCGGGUUCAGACUUCCAUCCGAAAGAGAUGAAGCAGGAGCCAGACGACAUCCUCCCCAUCAUGCCGCCCCCGGUUGGCAACAACAGCCUGUUCCCUGAACUGAACGAACAGGAGUGGACGGAGCUGAUGGAGGAGCUGAACUUCCCUGUGGACUACGAAGACAUCCAGGAGAUCCUCAACGAUGGCUUUGAGGACCGCAAAGACCCUCUGGAACUGGCAGCCACUCAGGGUGGUGGUGGUGCUGUCGGGGGAGGAGCAGGCAGGGGGGUACAGUCUUCCCAGAGUUUACUUCCUUCAGAUUUGGUGAGCGUGAAGGCGGAGUUUUCCCCACCCUCUGCCGUCUUCGAGCAGGAUUCUCGCACCGGCUCCCCCCAAGUCAGAUCCACGCCUUCUGGGGCUGCUCCUCCUCACCCCACUAGCUCCCCUGUCGCCUCCUCCUCUGCCUCUUCCCCAGCUCUUCCCACCUCCCAGCCUGCUCCUUCCAGGCAAAUCCAGCCUCCACCCAACCACCUCCUCCCUCAGGGGCCCAAAGACUUGUCCCCUGCCCAGCAGCUCCAGGAACUGGCUGUUCGGCAGCAGAGAGUCCAGCACCUCCACAGACAUAUGCAGCAGCAGCAGCAGCAGCCAGGAGCCAAGUUCCCCAACCACCAUGGCACCUCUCCAUGGUCCCAGAUGCCCAAUACCUCUCAAAGCUCACAAGCGAGUGCGUUUGGUAUGGACAAAUCCACAAGCAACUCCCUUUACUCACAGGAUUUCAAUCCCACUGCCCAGAAGCAGAUGGUGAUAUCCAGUCAGCCCAACAAGGCCUCUCCAAAGGCGGGUGCUGGCAGCUUCAUGCCGGGCUCUGCCGGACACCCCAACAUGCUGGGGCACCCGACUUCAGGGCCGCCUCUCAGCCACACUCCAGCAGCAGGUACUCAGGCCCCGGCCGUCAUGCUGAACUACAACAACACCAAACCUCUGUCACACUAUGAGGCGGGGCCCGGACCGCCGCGACCCACUAACCCGAACCAGAAGGUGGCCCUGCUUUCACUGAUACAGCAGCAGUGCCGCAAAGAGAAGCCCUACCGGCCUCAGAUGCCACACCUACAGGACCAGAACGGCUACCCCGCUCCUCCACACGGCCCGGGGCCCACAAACGCCAUGACGUCCAAGCCUGGAAACAAUGCCAUGCCGGGUAACCACGGCAGCGUGUACAUGACCAGUACAGAGGCAGCAGCGAGGAAACAACAGCAACAACAUCAUCAGCAGCAGAUCCUGGAGCAGCAGAAACAGCAGCAGUACAUUCAGAGGCAGCAGCAGAUUAUUAUAGCCGAACAGGAGAAGCAGCGGCAGCGACACCUGACCCGACCUCCUCCACAGUACCAGGACCAGUCGGGAACAACGGCCAAUCAGAACCCUUACCCACAGCAGCCAGCCAACCAGUUUACAGCUUCCUCUCAGCCAAUGGGCAGUGUCAGCUCCAUGGGAGGCCCUGCCCCCGGGUCCCGCAUGUUCCCUCAGAACCAGGGCAUGAUGAGCAUGAACAUGGGUCAGGGCGGUGGUCCAGCAGGUGGCGUAGCCCCGCCUCCGACAGUGAGUCAGGCUGACAUUAGUCAGCCAUCCUGUGGGGGUGGAGGGGCUGGAGCCGGCGUGGACGUCCUCUACAACACCAUGAGCAUGCACCCCAACCACCUGGCCCAGCAACCCAGUCUGCAGCGCCAGACGUCUCUGAACACCACCAUGAGCGCUCCCUACCGGCACAACCCCCUGCCUCAGCAGCAGCAUCUGAAGACGCCGCCCAAUGCAGCUAUGUUAAAGCAGCCUCAUGUGGCCGGAGCUGCCCGUCUCCCGGCCUCCAUGCAGGGCAACAUGGGGGGCGGCAUGCCGGGCGGUCAGAGCACCGCCUGGCAGCAGCAGCUCGUCAACCAGCCGCCUUCCAGUAAUGCAGGCCUGUCCUUCAGCGGCCCCCCCAAUGCCUUCCACAUGCCGCCGCAGCAGCAGCCUUGCAUUCCCAAGAUGCCAUCUGGCUCUGCCCCCUUUGGCGGCAACCCCGGUGGACGUCCGAUGGGUGGUCUGAAUCCCGGACAACAAAUGAUGCAGACAAACAUGGCAGCGCCCCAGCAGAGGGCGCUGCCCAACCCCCAAAGACAGGGCCAGCCAAUGACCAAUCAGCAGCAGGGCCCCCAGAACCAGGCCGUACUCCCCAACCUGGCAGCGUUCGGACAGCCACAAGGCAACGGUCGCCAGGGACUACAGUGUAACCAAGGAUACCAGGUGAGCCAAACAGUGAGUCAGCAGCAGCAUCAGGUGUCAUUCGGAUACAACGUGGCGUCAGGGAGUUUCCCCGCGGAGAGUGACCUGGUGGACUCGUUGCUGAAAGGACAGAACACGCAGGAGUGGAUGGCCGACCUGGACGAACUGCUCGCCAACCACCACUAGUCUCACGCACGCAUGCACACGCACGAAGCCUACAGAGUGAGCUGCCAACCACUUCCUGCUGCCGCCACGUGUUAGCGUUAGUCGCAGAAGGCUGGCGACCGCGUCACGUUCUCACGCUGUCAGAGAGAAACCUGUCAGCACUGCAUACGCACAAACUGGCCGUUGAAUCGUUGCAGCACGAUGAAGAAACACAAAGUGUUCGGAGCUCCUGUAAGCAGCCACAUUCCUGCUCUGAGCCGCUGCAAUUCAGCUGAGUCAGCUGAUCCGUGCAGCUGAGCUCCUCCGGGGUUUCCCACAGAUCAGACUGAAUUCACAGGUGGCAACACCACACUUUCUUCAUUAGAUCAAUAAAUAUUUAAAAAAUAGAGUGAGAUAACCAGCUGCCUGUCCAGGAAGUUCCUCAUCCCGCUGUUCGGACUGCGGCUGGCUGUCCUCUUGCUCUGGAGCCGCGGUGAGCUCGCUAAACCUGCUUCAGGUUCAAGGUGGCAUGACCUCCCAGCUCACCGCAGCUUCAGAACAUCUGCCCACAUCAGCGGCGAUCCGCAGGCAUCCAUUUGAGAUGAGGUGAUGGAGUCUCUGGAAAGCAGCUGAGCGAGUCUGUGGGAAACACGACAGGAACGGCUGGUGCAGUGACUGACCUUUCAAAAUAAGAGCGAUGGGAUAGUCCACCAUGAAACUGAUCGUAUUGUCGUUUUGAGGGGAAAUUCGUUAAACAUCUCCAUGCGGUCCUCGGAGGCUCCGUUCAGAAACCAGAUUAAUGAUGAAGCGCUCAGUGUGUAAAAACACUCCUGGUAGAAAAGUCCUCAAAAAAAACAUUUAAAAUUUUUUUUGUUGCAGUCCUGGCAUCAGCUUCCAUUCUGGACUUGGAUGCACUGAUACAAAUAAAACCAGUUUUAAAAUGCAGAUUAGGGGUUUUUAUGGAGAAUAAAAAAAGUGGACUUUUACAUGAAUAAUAAGAAUUGGCUCUUAAACAAUCGCCACCUUUUUUUAAGCUGCUGUCGUCCCUACAGGACGGCACUAAUCAGCUUCUGUCCUCAAACUUUCUAAAUUCAACUAAACUUUCUGAUGCCACUCAGAAACAUUUCACUAAAGUAAAGCCUCGGGCUGAACACUUUACAUGGAAUGAAAUGAGAGUCAGGUGUGGGCCAAACAUUGGCUGCUGUGUGGUGUUCGACCUUUUGUUGCACAUUUGGAGGACAUUACGUGAUAAACAUCAGAGUUUAUCUGCUGAUGAAUGGGACGAGAACUAACUGGCGCUCCGAGAGCAGCCAGAUGAGAUUCGGGUCAAAGCCUGAAAAAUCCACCAGCUGAUACUGGAUCAGCUGUUUUUAAAGAAAAUGAAAUCAGAGCGUUGAAGCUCGGUUUAAUUUUUCCCCGUAUAAAGACUGAAAGUGUUUGUGAUCCUUCGCCUGAAGGUUUCUUGAUUGUUGUGAAGUAGCCUGAACUGAUUAAACUGGUUUCUGAGACUUUCUGUUCUCUUCCACCAGGAGUGUAAAUCUAAACACCUGCACACGAGUCAACGGUAAACACAAACAAAUGGUGUGCACGCACAAAAACAGCAGUAACAUUACUACUGAACCCGCAGUCCUUGCCUUCGACCGCCACGUUAGCAUUAAGUCACAUUAAAGGACCAUCCCUCUGGGUUUUUUUUUUGUGUGUGUGUGUGUGUGUGUGUGUGGGGGGGGACUCCUUUCUUGUCACUGGAUGUCUGUUUUGUUUUUUUAUUUUUAGGACUGAAUCAACAUGUGUUUGUUUCUGGUUUUACAGCUCGAGCCGGGUGAUUUUCAUACUGUAGGGAAAUGAUUUUCUCCAUAAACAUUUAAAUAAAUUAACAAUAGCGCUUUCUUUGUUCAGGUAAAUGAGCUGCUGGAAUAUCGAGCCUUUUUUUCCCCCUAUGGAAUUUCAUGUGUUAAAUUUGAGGCCAGCUGGUUGUUGGAGGCUCACAGAUAUUCCAGCAGAUUUCAUAAAUCCUCCACAAUUACAUUUGAUUCAAGAAAAUGAAGAAAAAAAAACAGAGAAAUGGUCCUUUAAAAACGUAACGAGCCGCCGGGAAACGAGCAGCAGGACUCGGAAAGUGUCUGUCACGGAGUCCAGUACAUGAACCUCCAGGUGAAUGCGCAGAGUCCAAACAAACAGGCGCACUGAACCGCGAUGCCUUUAAAUCACUCAUAAUGUUAUUCUGUGAUUCAGCCUGACGAGAACCUGCAGAGAAAUCAUCCAUCGCCUCCUCUAAAGCUGCGUUUCUGAGCAGAAAAACAUGGAAAACCCGGAAACUUGUGCCCUUUAAUGAGGACAUUUACCCCUGUGUUUGGUCUGACAGAUAGUGGGCUGAAGGCUGAUAGAAGAGCCUGAGAGUCCAAAUUCAGAGUAAAAUGCCCUGCGAGUCUGACUGAAGAAUUUCAGUCCUGCUAUUUAAGGCAGAAGUAAAGUAAAAAUAGUUUUCACCCACGUCUUACACCUGCUUCAUAUGUACAAAAAAUUUUGGCCUCACUUGGGAUUUAGAUCCCACCGUUCUCACCUGGAUGUGAUUUAAGAUACAAAGAUAUAAUGUGUAUAAAAAUAAAAUUGAAACAUUUCCAUGUGACAGUUUGACACUUUGUUUUAAAAUAGAAAUUUAAUGUGAACUAAACAUCCCUGCAAUCGUUGGGCUUGGUCAGGAGAAAUGGGAAUGUUUUUCUCCGUGCUGGGAACGCAGCGUUGGCGUUCCAUCAUUCAGAGACUUCAAGCUGCGUCAUCUGCGUUCGAUGAAUCUUCCGUUGUGUCCACACAGUUGUCACCGCCGGUGUUAAUCAGACUGAAUCGUUCUGAGGGUUCUCUGCAAGGUGGAACUCUGGCCGGGUUGCUCCGUUGAAAGUGGAGUGGUGACCCGGUCGUCCUAUCUACUGUACUGUUGUCCACGUUUGCGUGUUCUCGCGGCAGCGCUGUUUUGUUCCUGUUUUUGUCGCCGAUCGGUCGCUCGGGGACGGUUUCGUGUUUCCAUUCAAAUCGCUGCCGAUCCCUGGGCCCGCCUUCGACUUCCAGCCUCGCUCGGCCUCCCGGGGUUUUCUGGGUUAAAUGUUGUAAACGGGCUCUGUGUAAAUGUCUAUAAAUAUAUUUUUUGUAUGUAUGCCUUUCCUAAUGAUCUGGAGAAGAUAGAUGUUAUUUUUAUAUAUUGCAGCGGAUUUUUUGUAAGUAUUUUAUACUUUUGAUAUGGUUCUCUGUAAAACAAGAGUAUUAUGUAAAUAUAGUUCUUUAGAAAGCUGCUGCCUGUGUGUUUCUGUCUGUGUGAAUUCUCUAGACCUGAUUCAACACAUUCAUUGAAUGAGACGACCUGAGUUUUCUGUGGAGGUUCUCCGUCCUCCAUCAUGGAAAUGAAAUGAAGUUCUUUCUAGUUCA